AUGGGAUUUUUGAAAGUAAAUGGUACUAAGAUUGUCGGUUCGGAUGGAAAGCCAGUGGUUUUGAAGGGAACAGCCACAGGAGGGCACUUGAACAUGGAAAACUUCAUCACUGGUUACCCAGGCCAUGAAACUGAGCAUAAGCAAGUGAUGGAGUCAAAAAUGGGCACCGAAAAAUUUAACUACUACUUUGACAAAUUUUACGAGUACUUCUGGACAGAGAAAGACGCCAUUUUUUUCAAAGAAGAGUUGAAUUUGAACUGUUUGCGUAUCCCUUUCAACUAUCGCCACUUUAUUGACGAUAAUGAUGACUUGUUCAAGGUCAAGCCUCAAGGUUUUUUGCUCUUAGACAGAGUGGUGGAAAGCUGUGCCAAGCAUGGCAUCUAUACUAUCUUAGAUAUGCAUGCUGUUCCUGGUGGCCAAAACCAAGAUUGGCAUUCUGAUUCGGGAAUUCACAAGUCAUUAUUCUGGGACUUCAAAGUUUUUCAAGAUGCUAUUAUUCACUUGUGGAAGAAAAUUGCUGAACACUACAAAGACAACGUAUGGGUUGCAGGUUACAAUCCAUUGAAUGAACCUGCUGUUGCAGAUCAUUCUAAAUUGGUGAAUUUCUACAAUAGCUUGGAGAAGGAAAUUAGAAAUGUGGACCCCAACCACAUUCUAUUCUUGGACGCAAACACAUACGCUAUGGAUUUCCGCCAGUUUCCAAAGACGCCUUGGCCAAAUUGUGUUUAUUCCAUUCACGAUUAUUCUACAUAUGGAUUCCCAGGUUAUGAAAAAGAUACUUAUGCUGGCACUGAUGAGCAGAAAGCGAAAUUAGAAAGCCAAUACAACCGCAAGUUGGAAUAUAUGAGGGCGGCUGGUGUUCCGGUUUGGAAUGGUGAAUUUGGUCCCGUUUAUGCUUCUGAAGUGAGGGGAGAUUCCGAACCUGAGAAAACUAAUCGUGCUAGAUACCAAGUCUUGAAGGACCAAUUGCUGAUUUAUAAAAAAGGAGAUCCUAGUGGAGAUGGAUCUCCUAUUUCUUGGUCCAUUUGGGUUUACAAAGACAUUGGGUUCCAGGGUCUUGUCUAUGUUGAUCCGAAGUCCAAAUUUUUUGAAGUAUUCGAGAAAUGGUUCUUGAAGAAAAAGAAGUUGGGUUUGGAUCGUUGGGGAAACGAUAUUGACAAGGAAAAUGCAAAGUUGUACGAUGCUUUGGUUGGACACAUGAAGGAAAAUAUUCCUGAAAAGUAUCAAAAAGCUCUUUAUCCUCAUAACUGGUCCAUUAAGGAUUACGUUGCUCGUGUUGCUAGGGACAUGUUGUUUUCUCAAUACGCCCAGCAUGAAUAUGCUGAUCUUUACGCCCAACUCUCUUUCGAGGAUUUGGAUGAAUUGGCUAGCUGCUUCAAAAUCGAGAACUGCGUCAAGAGAGAAGAGCUCAACUCCAUUUUGAGAGAGUAUUAG
This is a messenger RNA of Clavispora lusitaniae ATCC 42720, 1434 nucleotides long. Its product is annotated as glycoside hydrolase family 5 protein. Gene Ontology annotation, biological process: glucan catabolic process. The record is from RefSeq and is a predicted model, not a curated record. Gene Ontology annotation, molecular function: beta-glucosidase activity. Lineage: Eukaryota; Fungi; Ascomycota; Pichiomycetes; Serinales; Metschnikowiaceae. Gene Ontology annotation, cellular component: extracellular region; cell surface.